This is a messenger RNA of Rhopilema esculentum, 1952 nucleotides long. Its product is annotated as protein AATF. Gene Ontology annotation, cellular component: nucleus; nucleolus. Lineage: Eukaryota; Metazoa; Cnidaria; Scyphozoa; Rhizostomeae; Rhizostomatidae. The record is from RefSeq and is a predicted model, not a curated record.
CUCAUUUGGAUCUUCACGUGUUAGGCCUAAGGUUUUGUGAAGGGAAACAUUAAUUUGAUGGCGUCAAUUCGGGAACAACUUCGUGAACUUGAAAAUCCAAAACCCGGCUCCUUCGAUCCAGAGGAUGAUGCUGGCUCACUUACUGCAGCUCGGGUGAUCACGAAUUUUAAAGAAACAGGCAAUGAUCAAGAAGAGGAAGCGCCGGUUGAAGCAAGUGUCAACCUGUUUGGUAGCCUUCGAAAACGGGCAAAUGAAUCGUUAAUUAGCGAUCAUAGAUACAAAGGAGUUAAAGUUUCAAGGAGUGAAUUACAAAAUGAGGAAGGAUUACCUUUACGUGAAACAGUUUGUGAAGGUGAAUCCGAGAGCGAAAAUGAAGAUGACUAUGGCCCCGAGGAAAAUGACGAUGACGAAGAUGAUGAUUUGAAUGAUGCAGAUGAUUUUGAUAAUGAUAGUGAUGAUUAUGUCAGUGAUUGUGAUGUUGGUGAUGGUAGUAAUGGGGGUGUUAAUAGUCAUGGCUUUCAAAAAGAUGCAGAAAAUGAUGAUGCAGAAAAUAGAGGUCUGGUGAAGGAGUCUUUGGAUCAAUAUGAGGAUGAAUCAAUGGAAGGAGAACAAUCAGCUGAAAAUCAGCUUCUUAAAUUAGCAGAGAAUGAUGCCUUGAAAGGAAAGGCAGUAUCAAACCAACUUGGAAUAUGGGAAAAGUUCUUGGAAAUUCGUAUCAAAUUGCAGAGAUGUGUUCAGUUUGCAAAUAAGUACCCACAAGGUCAAGAAAUGAAAGAUUUUGAGAUUGCUGGGGGCCCAGAUGUUCUGAAAAUGAAAAAAGAUGUAAGAAGGCAACUAGUAGUUGCCAUUGAUGAGCUGCUGUCACUCCAGUCAAAGCUCUUUAGCAGUGACAAGACAAUAGCUUCACAAGAUGGGAUUAAAACUGGUGCUGAAGCAAGUGAUGAAGAAAUUGACAGUGACACUGAUAUUGACAAUGAUGAGAAACUUGUCCAAAAACAGAGCAUUGAUAAAUCUAAUGGUAGAGAAACUACAACUGUUUCAAUGAAAAAAACAACAAAACUGAAACAGACAAUUGCAGAGUAUGAAAAAGAAGUUUCAAACAGACACAAAAGCUUCCAGCCUUUUGUUGAUGAAACUAUUGCCAAAUGGGAUGAGAAAACAAAAACAAGCUAUGGAAAGCAAAAGAAUAGGAACUUCUCUUCAUUUGACCGUUCGAUCAUCAAGCAAAUUACACAGAUAAUGUCUGAAAAGGAGCGUCUGAUCAAGCGAACGCAGUUGAAACGAAGCAUAUAUCGCACUCUUGGUAAAAAAUAUCAAGACAAUCCCACUGAAGAAGCAAUGGAAGAUGUUGACUUGCACUUAAAAAACUAUGACCCUGAAAUCUUUGACGACGAUGACUUUUAUCAUCAGCUUUUGAAAGAAUUCAUUGAAAGAAAAUCAAAUAUUCUUGCAACUGACGAUCCAGUUUCAAUGGGCAGACAAUGGCUUGAAAUACAGAAACUUAGGAGCAAAGUGAAAAAGAAAAUCGACUCAAAAGCAAGCAAAGGUCGUAGAAUAAGGUACGACGUGCAUUCGAAGUUAUUGAACUUCAUGGCACCAGUUUCCGUAGGAUCCAUGAAUGACCAGUCAAGAAACGACUUGUUCAAGUCUCUGUUCGGCGCGAGUGCGAGCAAUGGUCAGUAAGGCUAGAUGAAUUGAAGAAGACUUUUUAAUUUAUCAGCCUUAAAAAUGGUCUGUAAUAAAGUUGCCGAACUAAUUUUUCAGUUUACUUUGAACAAGAUAUUGGAAGCUGUCACUAUAUGUAUUUCAAUUUGACAAUCAGUGUCUGCAUUAUGGUAUCUUCCAAAUGAAGUUAGUGUCUAAUUGGAAUCCAAAACACAUCAACGCAUUAAAUUUUUCUGUAAUUUCUAUGCAGCAGCUUAUUCUAUUUAAAUAUAUCUCACUCGUCAGUA